AUGCUAGGUUGGAGUAAUUUGACAUAUUACAGUAUAAAUGAUGAUCAGUAUUAAUUAACAGAUUUCAAUUUUACUUAAUCAUUGAUUUCCUGCCAGAUUUUGCUUGAUGAUGUUAUAUUGACAACAAAGAUUGAAAGAUACACUCUUCUAGAUGCUUUAACAAAUACAGGGGGUCUUAUUGGAAUUUUAACUAUCAUUGUAAAAAUAUUUGUACAAAAGAUUUAAGAGCUUAUCUUUUAUUAAUCAAUGGUUAGAGACCUAUUCUUUGUUUAAGAGGAUCAAAUUUCUAAAACUUCGAGCCAAGUAUUAUUAUGGUUAAUUAAUAAAAGAAGUGAGAAAAAAGAAUAAAGCAGAUUACUAUUUGAAUGUGCAAUUAAGUAGGUAGAUAAACAAUUUGAAGUCCUAUAAAUUCUUAAAAAUCAGCAAUUGACAUCUUUUUUGGUUAAAGUUGCACUAGCUAAAUAUCAAAGAAAGCUCGUUCCAUAUUUCAAACAAAAUUUAAUAAGAAAGCAAGAACGGAACAAUGAUAAUUGUGUAACUGCUAAAAUUUAAAGCUUCGUCAAUUCUCCAAUUAUUAGUAAAAAUGAAAAAGAAGAGACCUAUUGGAAAUUACUCAAUAAAAAUGAUAAGAUUAAGAGAAAGCUUUAUGUAGCUAAGUUGAGAAGACUGUUCUUAAGAGCUUGA
This is a messenger RNA of Stylonychia lemnae, 684 nucleotides long. The record is from the annotation of a GenBank genome assembly. Lineage: Eukaryota; Ciliophora; Spirotrichea; Sporadotrichida; Oxytrichidae.